GAAUGACUGACGCGGAGGAACUUUGAACAGGUUCUUAUGGUUUCAUAACUCCUCCUCCGCGUGACUUAAUCUGAAGUAUCUGCAGUAAACCACACCAAACGUCCAACCUGAAGUGUCAACGUCAGACUGCCUGAUAAAACAGGGUUUACUAUAGAAACCGCUUCCACCAGCCCUUAUAAAGAUGUAUAGUUUUGACCAACUUUUGCGACAAGCUGGAGACUUCGGGUUGUAUCAGAAGAGGAUCUCUCUCCUGGGGUCUUUGCCUAUUUUGUCACUCGCGUUUGUGCUGAUAGGAAUCGUAUUCUUAGGGUACACACCAGACCACUGGUGUAAAACUUCGGGUCUCCGGGAGAAAUGCGGUUUCUCGGAGCAGCAGGUCCGCGAUCUGACGGUUCCCCGCACGGGGUCGCGCGGCUCCUUCAGUAAAUGCGCGAAGUUUGACGCGCUUUGGAACGGGAGCGCGCUUACAUGUAAUAUCUCCAUUGACCGGUCCACUUUUACCAACAACAGCACACAUCUAUCCUCUUGUAAUGAAGGCUGGGCCUUUAAUGAGAACCGGAGCACCAUUGUUACAGAGUUUUCAUUGGUUUGUGAAGACUCUUGGCUUGCAGACCUGAACCAAGUAUCUUUAGCUGGAGGGUUUUUUAUAGGUGCCCUGGUGACUGGAUACCUAGCAGACAGGUUUGGGAGAAAAUCUUGUUUUAUUGCAUCAAUAUUUGGCCUUGCAGUUUCUGGGAUAUGCAUUAUUUUUUCACCAUAUUACCCCCUCCUCCUGUUUUUUCGAUGUUUGCAAGGCUUUUUCGCCAAAGGUGCAUGGACAGCCACAUAUGUGUUGGUUAUCGAAUUCUUUGGAUCAAACAACAGGAAAUUUGUUUCUGUUAUGUCCCGUACUAUGUACUCAUUGGGUCUGGUGAUCCUUCCUGCUCUGGCGUAUUACAUUCCUUCAUGGAAAAACCUACAGCUGGCAAUGACUCUACCAACUUUCAUCUUUCUGAGCUAUCACUGGGUUAUUCCAGAGUCUCCCAGAUGGUUACUGUCACAAAGGAAGACAAAAGAAGCUGUUAAAAUUGUUGAGAGCAUCGCCAAGUGCAAUAAAAGAUCACUUCCUGAAGACUUUCAAGAGAUGGAUCUGCUGAUAGAAAAACAAGAGGAAAUUGUUCGCCCUUCAUAUAAAGAUUUAUUUAAGACUCCUGAAAUGAGGAAACACACCCUCAUCUUGAUAUAUGCAUGGUUUACUGGAGCAGUAGUGUUCCAGGGUUUGGUGUUACGUUUAGGAAUCACAGGAGACAAUGUUUUCCUGGAUUUUCUCAUUUCAGCUGUGGUGGAGCUUCCAACUGGAAUUAUAUUUUAUUUCUUAGUUGACCGAAUUGGCAGACGCCCUCUCAUGGCAACAGUCAACUUUAUUGGAGGGGCCGCUUGUUUGGCUGUGCCAUUUAUUCCGCCGAACGUUUCGUGGCUGAAAAGAACCAUUGCGAUAAUUGGCAGACUGGCUGUUGCUAUUGGGAAUGAGACUGUGAAUUUUGCUAAUGCAGAACUGUAUCCAACACCACUCAGAAACUUAGGCGUAUCGGUGUGCUCGUCAGCCAGUGACAUUGGGGCAAUUGUUGCUCCGUUUAUUCUGUACAGAUUAGCUAGUAUUUGGCAAGAGCUUCCCCUCUUUGUCUAUGGGGCCAUGUCAGUUCUGUACAGUGGACUUGUGAUGCUUUUACCAGAAAUGAGAGGUGUUGAUCUGCCAGAAACUGUGGAUGAUGUGGAAAAUAUGAGACGCAGGCGCAAACACAAGGAAAAAGAUGGGCCUUCGGUUCCUGAAAUCAACAUUGAAACAAUGAAAGCAACUGAGAGUACAUCCUAGAAAUUAAUUCCUUUACAAACAAUAAAUGUAAUCAGAACAUUUAUGGUUUAUUGUAUAUCCCAGUACUGUAAAAUUAGCAUAAUUGAAUAUAUGUAAUAUGCAUCUAAAAGAAAACAGUAUAGGUGCAUUCAUUAUUUUAGACAUUUUAAUGACUUUUUUAAUGCUUUAUUUGCUUAUUUGUUGACUAUAUUUCUUUUGUUCAUUAAAUGUGUCUCUUCAUAUUUAA
Carassius gibelio (silver crucian carp) is the source of this 2078-nucleotide messenger RNA. RefSeq names its product solute carrier family 22 member 3 (gene slc22a3). Gene Ontology annotation, molecular function: transmembrane transporter activity. The coding region runs from base 182 to 1852 and encodes 556 amino acids. NCBI's taxonomy places the organism in Eukaryota, Metazoa, Chordata, Actinopteri, Cypriniformes, Cyprinidae. The transcript has 11 exons. Gene Ontology annotation, biological process: transmembrane transport. The record is from RefSeq and is a predicted model, not a curated record. Gene Ontology annotation, cellular component: membrane.